This is a messenger RNA of Ilex paraguariensis (yerba mate), 1153 nucleotides long. NCBI's taxonomy places the organism in Eukaryota, Viridiplantae, Streptophyta, Magnoliopsida, Aquifoliales, Aquifoliaceae. The record is from the annotation of a GenBank genome assembly.
AUGGGUCAGGUUAAAGGUGGGCUCCCCAGCCCAUGGUCUGAAUUGGGAAAUCCGACCCGAAAGAAGAAGGUGAUAAUCAGACAAACAUUCACCAAAGCUGAUACGAUACGCUUCGUCUAUGCGAUAAUGGCUUCACUUCACCUCUCUCUUGGCCCAAUUCCGGGACAUCGUCCACCGAAGUUCCGGUCGGCUCUAUGCGCCGGUGACCGUCAAGCGCUUUUUAACCGCAUUGCUCCGGUCUAUGACAACUUGAAUGACUUGCUGAGCUUGGGUCAGCAUCGAAUAUGGAAAAGAAUGGCCGUAUCUUGGAGUGGAGCGAAGGAGGGAGACUCUGUGUUGGAUGUGUGCUGUGGAAGUGGGGAUUUGGCCUUUCUCUUGUCUGAGAAAGUUGGGACAAAUGGAAAGGUUGUUGGUCUUGAUUUCUCAAAAGAGCAAUUAAUGGUUGCUUCAUCUCGGCAGCAUUUGCGCUUAAAGUCCUGCUACAAGAAUAUUGUGUGGGUCGAAGGUGAUGCACUUGAUAUACCAUUUUCUGACUGUUACUUUGAUGCCAUUACCAUUGGCUAUGGGUUACGGAAUGUGGUAGAUAUUCAUAAAGCGAUGGCAGAGAUGUAUCGACUUCUAAAACCGGCUUCAAAAGUGUCGGUCCUUGACUUUAACAAAAGCACGAAUCCGUUUAGUACUUCAUUUCAGGUACUAAUGGCAAGAUAGAAGUUUAUUCCAUUACUUUGACAUUCAAAUGUUUUGGAAAUAUUUUCUUAAACUAUUUCAUGGUUUUUAUAUUGCCAUUAUUGGUUUGCUCUGGGCCCGAUAGCAUAAGUUUCACCCUUAUGCCAUGAAAUAAAGGAUGGUAUCUACAUUCAUACUACAGACGUUGAGUAAAUUUAUUUCUAGAGUUCCAUCCCUAUCUUGAAUAUGUCUAAUCUAAAGGCCUUCAUGGUCGCUCUUUACUAAACGGGAAUUGGAAACGAAUGUAACAAGGAUCAAAUUUUAAUUCUAAUUAUUGUGUAAUUUUCAUUAGAAAUUUACAAUUCUUGUGCUUUGUUUUAUGUAAGGAAUGGAUGAUUGACAACAUUGUUGUUCCUGUGGCAAGUGGGUACGGCCUAACACCUGAGUACAAAUAUUUGAAAAGUUCAAUUCAGGAAUUUUUAACAGG